Paramecium tetraurelia is the source of this 1785-nucleotide messenger RNA. RefSeq lists its product as uncharacterized. Gene Ontology annotation, cellular component: eukaryotic translation initiation factor 2B complex. The record is from RefSeq and is a predicted model, not a curated record. Gene Ontology annotation, biological process: biosynthetic process. Lineage: Eukaryota; Ciliophora; Oligohymenophorea; Peniculida; Parameciidae. Gene Ontology annotation, molecular function: translation initiation factor binding; translation initiation factor activity; guanyl-nucleotide exchange factor activity. The transcript has 3 exons.
AUGUCUGAGUUUUACGCUGUUAUCCUUGCUGAUAAUUAUGACAACUAAUUUAAUCAUCUAACAAACACCUUGCCAAAAAGUUUAUUCCCAUUUGUAGAUGAUUUAAUUAUUGAACAUUAAAUAAAUUGGUUAUCAAAAAAUGAAAUUGAUCAAAUUAUUAUACUUUAUAGAAAUGAAAAGAUUGCAGAAUAUUUUAAUAAUAGAAAGAGACUUGGAAGGAAGACAUAAAAUAUUUAAUUGAUUAAUAUUUUAGAUAGCAAAAGUUCUGGAGAUGCAUUAAGAGAGCUAUACAGUCACGGAAUUAUUCAAUAAGAUUUUUUAUUAUUAUUUGGUGAUGUGAUAACAAAUAUUUCUUUAAAAGAUGCUAUCAAUAAAUAUCACGAUUAAAGAAAAGAAGAUAAAAUGAACAUCUUAUUGAUGGUUGCUCAUUAAGGAAUAUAAUAAUAUGAAGAAGAAAGAUUUCUUUACGUUUUGGAAAAUGAUGAUAAACUCUUCUAAUUGAUAGAUUUACAAUAAAAAUAAAUCAAAUUUAACAAAAAACACAUAACAUUGACUAAGGGAAUGCCUUGCAAAUACGUGAUUAGGAGUAAUCUUAUUGAAUCUGGAAUCUAUAUUUGUAACCGAGACGUCCUCAAGAGUUUCCAAGAAAAUUUUAUGUGGGCAGAAAUCAAAGAAGACUUUAUUAAAUACAUGACAACUACUAGCGAUAUCCAGGAAGAAAAGAUACAUUUAUAUAUUGCUCCUAAAACCCAAGUAUGUUAAAGAAUAUUCCAUCCCCAAUCAUACCAUAAUGCUUGUCUUAAAUAUUUAAGUAGAUUCUUUUUUCCUUAUUGUCCUUAAUAAUAGUAUUACGUUGACUUUUUUAAAUAUUUUGCUGGUAGAGUUGACUAGAAAUCUAAAAUUAGCGAUUAAUGUUUUAUUGGAUAAAACACAGAUGUUAAACCAAAGGUCACUAUUACAAAAUCAAUAAUUGGCAAAAAUUGCAAAUUAGGAAUCGGUUGUGAAAUUAUCAAUAGUAUCUUAUGGGAUAAUAUUGAAGUUGACGAUAAUAUUAUUAUUAAAGAUUGUAUAGUUGCCUCAGGGUGUAAAAUAAAAGGUUCAAUUCAAUCACAAAUUGUAACAAUGGAGAAUCAAAAAAAUGUAAAAUAAUUGUCAAACUUUUAAAAAUACGAUGAAAACGCUUUUCAGUCUGAGGAUUCUGAUUAAGAAUCUGAUUCACAUGAAUUGCAUCAAAAAAAACCAAAAGAAAAUGAUGAUUAAGGAUUAAAAGAAGAUAUGAUAGAUAUUGUCGCCAAAUGUUAAACUGUGAGUUAAGUUAGGCAAGCUAUAAUUAAUGUAGAUACAAUUAAAGUUAAUUCUAAUAUUGCUUUUGAGAAUAUUGUUAUAGCAUUUAUGGCAGCAUUUUUGGAUACUCUCUAACCAGAUAUUGAUUCCCUUAAAAAUGCAUAUGCUUUAUGGGAGGAAUUUAUUGUUAGGUUUGUAAGUGAAACAGAGGUUGUGUGUUACAUUAAAUCAAUAGAAACAUUUUGUAGAUAGAAUUAGCAGUAUCAUUUGAACUAAUUCUUAUAAUUGUCUUACAAGCAUUAAAUAUUGAGUGAGUAGGUAAUCUUAAAUUAUUAAAAUCAAAUGGCUGCAGUUGAAGAUGACUAAUUUGCAAAAGAGUUCACACAAUCCAGUUAACAAUUUAAAGAAUACCUUGAAAACAUUAUUGCAGAGUAGGAAUAAUAAUAAACUCAAGAAGAAUAAGGAGAUGGUGAAUAUGAGUAUGAAUAUGUAUAUGAAUGA